Colletotrichum chrysophilum is the source of this 855-nucleotide messenger RNA. RefSeq lists its product as uncharacterized. The transcript is spliced from 3 exons. Gene Ontology annotation, biological process: intracellular copper ion homeostasis; mitochondrial respiratory chain complex IV assembly. The record is from RefSeq and is a predicted model, not a curated record. The coding region runs from base 1 to 855 and encodes 284 amino acids. Lineage: Eukaryota; Fungi; Ascomycota; Sordariomycetes; Glomerellales; Glomerellaceae. Gene Ontology annotation, molecular function: copper chaperone activity; copper ion binding. Gene Ontology annotation, cellular component: mitochondrial inner membrane.
AUGUCGCACGCAACAGCCACCUCGCGGCUGUGGAAGUCCCUCCUAUCCACGCCCUCCCGACAAUGCCGACGAUGCAUCUCCCAAGCGGCGAUUCCUAAGCAGACCCGGCCGACUGCCGCACCGACCAUGUUCCAGACGAGGCCUGCCCCGGCGCAAAGGAGGACGAAGACGUACAAGACCGUGGAGGAGGCAAAGAGCAGAUAUAGAGCGGGACCCUUUUCAUGGAAAGCCGGCCUUCUGUUCGUGGGAACCGGCGCCGGCUUGACGUGGUACUUUGAGCACGAGAAGCAGCGCAUGGAGCGCAAGCGCAUCGCCGAGGCGACCAAGGGUAUCGGCCGGCCCAAGGUUGGAGGCGAUUUCUCGUUGAUCGACCAGGACGGCAAUAAGUUCACCAGCGAUGACAUGAAGGGCCGCUACGCAUUGGUCUACUUUGGCUUCUCGCACUGCCCCGACAUCUGCCCCGACGAGCUCGAUAAGAUGGCGCAAAUGUUCGACCUCGUCGAGGAGAAGCGGCCCGGCUCCGUGAUCCCCCUCUUCAUCACCUGCGACCCGGAGCGCGACACCCCCGAGGUGCUCAAGGAGUACCUCUCCGAGUUCCACCCCAAGUUCAUCGGCCUGACGGGCACCUACGACGAGAUCAAGGCCAUGUGCAAGCUGUACCGCGUCUACUUCAGCACCCCGCAGCACGUCAAGCCCGGACAGGACUACCUGGUGGACCACAGCAUAUACUUCUACCUGAUGGACCCCGAGGGCGACUUCGUGGAGGCCCUGGGUCGCCAGCACUCGCCGUCGGCCGCGGCCAAGAUCAUCCUGGACCACAUGAAGGACUGGACGGGCGAGUGGAAGAAGGAGUAA